AUGGAUACGUUCUGGGACUAUAUAAUCUAUCGGCAUCUUCGACCACGGAGUAUCCGAAAACAAACGCCUAUCUCACCAGUUCUGCUCAGGGUCGGGCUGAUAUUCUAUCUGGCACUUUCUCUCUCUGGAGCAGUGUUGAUUGCAGAUACUGUGCUGCAUUAUACAACAAGCACGAUCGAAUUGGAUGAUGUCUCAAGGUCGGCCCAGCUCGGAGAGUCAGGUCGGGGGCUUUCUGAGGAAUGUUUACAGCUCUCUCGUAUUGACAAUUCUGGUUAUCCGUGCUCCCGGAACAUCGGCUUAUCUGCAUCGGAUCCCAAUGCAUACCUACGGGAGCAAAGCGAGAUGUUCUAUCUACGGCACAACACAUCUCAGACUUCUGAGAUUCGGCUUGUCCCCGCGCAAGGUUCAGAGUCGACCGACGUCGUCCUGCUAAUUCCGAAAUCAAGCACAUUGUCCCCGUUCGUAGAUUACCGCGCCUCAACUAUUGGAAUCACAACUUCUUGCGAGCCCAUUACCGACAAAUGCCAGUUCGGUGUUUGGGGAGCUAAUGAUGCCUAUAGCGGAUUCUAUUGCAGUCCCUAUUUCUAUGGGGUCUUGGGCAAGACGGCCAUCAUUGCGAAUGAUUCGACAACGACCGACGACCCAGAUAUCCCUCCGCUAUCAUCCAAAAUCAGUCCGAAUCUACAGAUUGCGUUCUUUACGGACCAGGAUCUCGAGAUUCCCUACAAUACGCGUGCAUACGAUCUAACCACGGGUAAAGUGAACACUUCUAUACCUCUACUACCAGAUGACGAACUCGUAAACGAGGUAUGGGUAGCCAUUGCAGGAAGAGUGCCCACAAGUGCUCUCCAGGCUGACAGCGAAUUGACCGGCGAUCCCAACUUUUUCAUGGGUCCUAAUCUACUUUUAGAUAGUGUCAUUCGUUGUCGCUACCGAUCACUUGAUGUUGAAUAUACCUGGUUCAAUGGCACUGUGCAAAACGUCCAAUUCCAAAAUUCCACCAAUGGAACGAUUUCAGAACUCUACCAUGGCUACCGCACUCCCACUUCGGUGUCUGGCACCAAUCCGACAUUGCUCGAUAUUUUGUCCCAAGCCGCAAUGCAAGCAACCACGGCCGAUUUUUGCCGGACUUGGGCCAAUCUUCUCUCCGGGGAAAUCAUGAGUGUGGUUGGUGGCGUUACCACUCCUCGUUCAAACACAAUACAGCAGGAUCGUGUACCACAGUUAGUGGUGAAGAUCUGGGUUCCGUCUUUGGUGUGGCUCCUUUUCUGCUGCCUUAUGUACCCCGUCGCGGGACUUAUCCUCACGAUACUCGCCGCGCAAACCUCGCGGGAACAUUAUAUUGGUGCCGCGGUUUCAAGGGUCAGUCUGCAUGGGUUUGCAGAGCAAGGCUUCGCAGAUCAGCACAACGAUUCAGUCGUUGAGACCUCUACGGGAGAAGGCACUGAGGAUGACACUGUGCGAGUGGGUUUUGGCGACGAUUUGCGCUUCAAGAAAUGGCCCAUGGAAGCUAGAUCUGCGACACAUGUCAAUACGAUUGGGGUAGACUAG
This is a messenger RNA of Exophiala bonariae, 1551 nucleotides long. RefSeq lists its product as uncharacterized. The transcript is spliced from 2 exons. Bases 1 to 1551 code for a protein of 516 amino acids. The record is from RefSeq and is a predicted model, not a curated record. Lineage: Eukaryota; Fungi; Ascomycota; Eurotiomycetes; Chaetothyriales; Herpotrichiellaceae.